This is a messenger RNA of Homalodisca vitripennis (glassy-winged sharpshooter), 2151 nucleotides long. RefSeq names its product adenylate kinase 7-like. Lineage: Eukaryota; Metazoa; Arthropoda; Insecta; Hemiptera; Cicadellidae. The transcript has 15 exons. The coding region runs from base 50 to 2101 and encodes 683 amino acids. The record is from RefSeq and is a predicted model, not a curated record.
AGAACAAGCGGUUGAAGCUUCUUGGGUACUUAAUUCUCUUUCAUACUUCAUGCAAGAAUUAAAAGAAGAUGGAGAAAUAAGUAAAUUUACUCCCCCUCUUUUUAUUCUACUAUCCACGUUUAUGACUUGGUCUUUGAGCAAAUCUUUACACCCAAAAAUUCCAGAUCUUCCUUUCUCAGAAAAGGAUUACCGCAAGAGAACACCUCACCCAAAUUACCAAAUGCAUUAUGAAUUAGAAGAAGAAGUCAUUAGAGUAAAAUCAAGUGGUGAGAUUGAUGCUAUAAUUUUAACCUGUGGGAUCCCAUAUGGCCAUGAAGAAAGCGUAUUUAGCUACUUCUUUGAAACAGCAGUCAACUGUAACGUAGAUGUACCAGUUUACUACGGCUCUGGCCAAAAUUUCUUUCCCGUCAUCCAUGUGGAAAACAUUGGAGAGAUUGUAAGAGAAGUUAUCAAGAAGUCUGAAAAAAUAACAUUACCAUUUUUAUUUGCCAAAGAUCCAAUAUCGUUUUAUAAAAAAGAUGUGAUCAAGGCAAUAACACGUGGCUUUGGAGCUGAAUGCUAUAAAAUCAUGCCUGAAGAAUUCUCAUUUUUGGAAGAUGCUAUCACUCAAGAUAUCUAUGAUCAAACAAUGGCCAAUAUUUACAUGGAGUCUUGCUGUCCACUUUUCCCAGAGGAAGAUAUAAAAUGGAAAUAUACAAAUGGAUUUGUCGAAGAUAUGGAAUACAUUGUGAAAGAAUUUACUGACGCUAAAAACAUAAAGCCAUUGAAUAUUGUAGUUUUUGGCAGUUCACUUCAGGACAUGGAGAAUCUACCCCAAAGACUGAGUCAGUAUUACAACAGCCUCUACCUAAAUCCUGAUGUUGCUGUACAAGAUUAUGUUUCCAAAAUGCUAGAUAAAAUAACCAAAUUCGAAGAACAAAAAAAUACCGAAGAUGCAACUCAACAAAGAAUAGGUUUGGAGUUGGAGGGAGACCCCGUGAAAGUUCCAGACCUGAAAAUAGAAGUAACGGAAGAACAUUGUGAGGAUUAUAACUUGGAGAAUUCUUUGGAGUUUUUUAGAAAGCUAAAUGUAAAACACAUUGAUGACAUUUCAAAACUUACAAAAACGCAGAAUGUUAGCAUUCUGUACGAACGAAUGAAAAGUAGGGUGUGUCUUAUCCAUGGGUAUGUAUUAGAUGAUUUUCCAAAAACCUUGGAGGAAGCUCAGAGUCUAUUUUCAACAGAUGACAGAUACACAUUUCAGAGCAACGAUUCCAGUGGACACCCUAAUUUACCAGACUAUGUGGUAUAUUUGAACCAAGUAGAAGACGCCAUUCCAGAAUCAGCUGUAACAGGCGAUAAUGCUUAUCGCUAUUCAAAAGAAGGGCCCUCAUUUACGCCAGAUAACACAGUGAAAGUUUUAUCUCAAGACGAUAUCCAGCCGGUCAACAUAGAGAGCAAGACGGACACAAAAAUUGAAAAUACCGUGGAGGGCAUGAUAGAAGGACAAAACAAUGAAGCAAAUUCUCCAGAGAUGGCAGUAAUAGAUUUUUUCUUAGAGAAAAAUAAGAACUGCAAACUGAUUAAAUUGGAUAUAAAUGAAUCCAAUAACUCUGACAGAGCUUUCAAUGAAGUUAUAGAAUCGAUAAUUCAAACGGAAGCAGUUGGCAUAAGGUCACAAGAAAUGUCCUUGAAAAAGUCUCAGGACAUUGGAAGACAUUUUCAAGAGACGAAUAUACUUCAGGUUGAUGAACGAAAAUCAAUCGGAACUGCGGAAUGCCAGUCAGAAAAAGUGAUGGACGAAGUGGAAACAGAAACAAUAACAAAAAGUCAGGAAGGCAAAUCCAGCAAGCUGAAAAAUUUAGAGGAGAUGAAAAUCGCCAUCAACAGCUGCCCUUACAUCAGCUACCUGAUUUCCUACAUGUACCCAACUUUAACCAACGCUCUCUUGGCAGUCACAGAACAAAGACCUGAAGAUCCGUUGGAUUUCUUGGCAGAAUAUCUGUUCAAGAACAAUCCGGACGGGAAAAUGAUGGAUCCCACAAGGGCUAAGAUAGAGGAGGAAAUGAGAAACAGAGAUCUCGGAUUUCCCAAUAUUGAUUCUAAAGCUUGUUUGUCAUGAGGGUGUUUAUUGUACUGGGGAUUGAUUGAUUAAAACAACAUUAAAUUUCA